This is a messenger RNA of Frankliniella occidentalis (western flower thrips), 2178 nucleotides long. RefSeq names its product cdc42 homolog (gene Cdc42). The coding region runs from base 179 to 754 and encodes 191 amino acids. NCBI's taxonomy places the organism in Eukaryota, Metazoa, Arthropoda, Insecta, Thysanoptera, Thripidae. The transcript has 7 exons. Gene Ontology annotation, molecular function: GTP binding; GTPase activity. The record is from RefSeq and is a predicted model, not a curated record. Gene Ontology annotation, biological process: small GTPase-mediated signal transduction.
CGAUUAGUAUCUCCCUUGUGUCUUUUGAUUGUCUUGUUAAGGGAGUACUGUGCCAAUCGACUAAAAUUUUCUAAACAGUCUUCAUUUUUUAAGUGCUGCUGAGUUUGUUGUACUGCGAGAAAAGCUUGUCGACGCCCAUUUACACACUCACACUUGUGUGUGCAUUGCAUCUGGCAACAUGCAGACCAUCAAGUGUGUGGUUGUUGGGGAUGGAGCCGUUGGUAAAACAUGCCUACUGAUUUCCUAUACUACAAAUAAAUUUCCUUCAGAGUAUGUCCCCACAGUUUUUGAUAACUAUGCUGUGACAGUUAUGAUUGGUGGAGAACCUUACACCCUGGGUCUUUUUGAUACUGCAGGUCAAGAAGAUUAUGAUAGACUGAGACCGCUCAGUUAUCCUCAAACAGAUGUCUUCCUUGUUUGUUUUUCUGUAGUUUCACCUUCAUCUUUUGAAAAUGUCAAAGAAAAGUGGGUUCCUGAAAUAACUCAUCACUGUCAGAAAACACCGUUUUUGCUAGUUGGUACUCAAAUAGAUUUGAGAGAUGAUGUUGCAACAACAGAAAAGCUGGCCAAAAACAAACAAAAGCCAAUUUCAUUUGAGCAAGGUGAAAAACUUGCAAAAGAGUUAAAGGCAGUAAAAUAUGUUGAGUGUUCAGCACUCACUCAGAAAGGGUUGAAGAAUGUCUUUGAUGAAGCAAUCCUUGCUGCCCUCGAACCACCAGAACCUGUGAGGAGGAGAAGGUGCGUCUUAUUGUAGGCUGGUUUCUCUUGGCAGUUGUGCCAAUUGUCCACGCUCACUUAAGGUAAAUGCCUAUUUUGUCAUCCAUCCCCUAAUCCCCUUUUCCCCCCAUGCAUCAAAAUAAUUUUGUAUUUUAUUAUUAGUAGAUGUCAUAUUUUGGAACAAUCAAAUAAAUUUAACUCACAGGAAAAGUUUUGUGGGCAUUGGAGAGUACAAAAUCUCCAAAUGUUAAAGGACUCAGAGUGGUUCUUGAAACUGAAGCGCUUGUGCGCCCGGCAGCAAUUUGGCAUUUAUUAAGGGAAUGAAAGGAGGGAUGGAUUUUCAUUAAUCAAUUUUAUUUCUUUACAAAUUUCUAAAUACAUGUGAAUAUUUUUUGAGGAUGACAAUUAAUUGGAGUUGAAUUAGAUAUCAAAUUAUUAAAGAAAAAGAUACAUUUUGCAUCAAAAGUCAGAUCUCUAGUUCCCUUCUCUCAUUCUCAAUUCCGUCAUUUCUUGCAUUCAUUAAGGAAAAGUUGAGCACAAACACAGAUGUGACAGCUUGACUGACUGGAAUGGUACCCAUUUCAUGGAAGUCAAGGUUCCUUUCAAUAUAUGACUGUGAAUAAGAAUUCUUCAAACAGAAGGUUAUUUAUUUUAUAAAUAAGGGUUUUUCCGCUAAAAAAAGAAAAAAGUAAAUCUGUAUCCUUUGUGGAGGAAUAGACAGCAUUUCAUUUUAUUUUGUGAUUUGAGAAGCUUCCUUUUCUGCCAUUUUAGUGUAUUCUGUUAAAGACUUUUUGGCUGGCCAGCGAGAUUGUUGACUGAUGGUUUGGUUUGCCUAUGCUUUAACUCGACUAUCUCGCUGUGCCCAGGAUAUUGGUCUGUAUUUCAUGCCAAUUCGCGUGAGGAGCCAUAUGGCGAAUUUAUUGUAUUUCAUUUUAGUAAUUAUUUAACAGAUAUGGUAGUAUUAACAAAUAAGUUUUGGAAUGCAGGGAUUGGCUAUUUUUCCAUUACUAGCAAAGGAUGUUUGUGGGCUCUUGUUAAGUCCGAUAAGGAUUGGAGUUGGUGCGUCUGAAUGUUGCCAUAUUUAGCUAUGGAAUGUCUGUUGGCUGCAGUGUACCCCGGUAUGAGGAAGAAAGUUUUGUAUCUAUCAUCAUUAGUUUGCUUGGGUACCUAGCCCUAGGGUUGCUGAUUGUAAGGCAAUAUUUUGGACAGUUUUCAUAUCAGGUUUUAUAUUCACUACCGUUCAUAGAUUGUACAUAUUGAUAUUGACUUACGAACAGUUACAUGCAUCUUUGUUUUGAAGCCUCGCUUCAAGUAUACCGCAUUUAAUCAUGUCUGGUAUUUAACUGAGUGUGUAUUAGCCUUAUGAUGAAAUAACUAAUUUUUAAAUCAGUAAUUUUAAUGCGAAAGUUUAUAAAAAAUUUGAUAUGUAAUUAUUAACAAAAUAAAGAAAAGUCAAAUGUU